AUGGCACACCUUGCUCAGGUCCCCUCGCCUGUCGGCAUCUUCCCUCAAUUUUUUGCCCGCAGUUCUGAAACCCUCGUACUGAAAGAAAAGGUCCUCUCGCUGACCGGCGACGACUUCCACAUCAAGCUUGCAAACGGUACACCUAUCUUGCGCGUCGCGGGCAAGGUUAUGUCGAUAUCCGGAAGAAAAAAGGUGUUCGAUGAACAAGGAAACCAUAUCUUCGACAUCGUCAAGGAACACUUCCACAUCCACACGACGUUCCGCGUCGAGGAUGCUCAUGAGAAGAAGAUCAUGGAAGUCAAGAGCUCAUUCAAGCUGAUGGGAAGCAAGGCGACCGCAACCUUCACAUCGCAGUCCGGCAAGCAAGAAAUACUCACGAUGCGCGGAAACUGGUUCGAUACAACCGCAGAUAUCACGGAUGAGGCUCAAGGCAAUGCCGUCGUAGCACGCAUCGACCGCAAGCUCCUCAGUGGCAAGGACAUCUUCUUCGGCCAGCAGACAUACGCCGUGACUGUCGCACCAGGCGUUGACAUGGCUCUGAUAGCAGCACUGUGCAUUUGUCUCGACGAGAAGAACAACGAGGGCGGCUCGUAG
Molecule: messenger RNA, 594 nt
Organism: Didymella exigua CBS 183.55
Lineage: Eukaryota; Fungi; Ascomycota; Dothideomycetes; Pleosporales; Didymellaceae
Exons: 3
Coding region: 1-594 (197 amino acids)
Source: RefSeq, a predicted model, not a curated record